UAUAAAUAGCUUUGCUCAUGUCGUUCUUUUUUGCCUUUGCUCUUCUCUUGCCUUUGACCUCGUCGCCCUCGCUUGCAUUCUUCCUUUUGAGACGGACCAUAAUGUCUACAUACUCUUCAGACGAUUUUCCGAUGCCUACCGACCUGGAGAUAAAGUUGUUUGACGAUAUAAUGGACACGCUCGGGGCUGAAAACCGCCAUUUAUCAGAUGAUUUUCCAAUGCCGACAGAAGUUGAACUCGCCGCUUUUGACGAGCUCAUGAAUGGUAUUGGGGCCGUACUAGAUGCUGCUGGCCAGGAGAAUAUGUUGCCAAAGGUUAACGACGACCACGCGUCUAAAAAGAGGCCAUUGGAUUUUUCAUCCCCCCCCCCUGCUCGUCGCAAGAUGAGACGAGUCAGAGCCCUUUUGACCCCCUCUCCCCCUCCCACCGCUGUCACCGAUGGCUCGCUGGUGACGCGGGUCAGAGCCCUUUUGACUCCAUCUCCCCCUCCAACCGUUCUAGCCGACGUUUCUCCCAGUUCUUCCCAAAAAGCUGAUAUAUAUUAUGGAUGGGGCGAGUCUCCCCUAUGCAAUGAUCCUUCUUGCAGUGAUGGAGACGCUAGUGAAUACGCCUCUUCCCUUGCUGCACAUAUUGACAGUGUUGAUUCAGACUCGUAUAAAGAAGAUAAAGAUUACGAGUUUGAUGACUUUGUUGUUGCAGACGACGUAAUCCAAAUGCAAAGUCAGGUUUGCUUCCACGAAGAAGCGAUUGAAAAAUGGGAAGAGUCGCUUUUCGGGGAAGAGUUUAUACCCUCUGAUAGCCUGGAUGAGGGAGAGUCAGGGUCGGAUUUGGCCGAUGCAGAGGCAUGGGAGGACGACGAGUCGGAAGCGUGGGAGGAUGACAAGUCAGGGAGUUCUUUUCUGCAACAGGACAAGUAAUGAUAAUUGAAACAUGUGGGGGAGAGUUUUUUUUUCUUUUUUGGACCAUAAUAUAGCUGCCGGACGCUUUUACCUACUUUGUUACUUUGCCUUUUGUGCGCCGCGUCUCUCAGUCUUCAACUCUACAUGGUUUUUUUUAAUAUCCUCUCCUACGGCUAUAACUUUGUACGUUAGCAAAGCACUUGGUAUCAACGAUAGAUCCUCAC
Molecule: messenger RNA, 1123 nt
Organism: Desarmillaria tabescens
Lineage: Eukaryota; Fungi; Basidiomycota; Agaricomycetes; Agaricales; Physalacriaceae
Exons: 3
Coding region: 18-917 (299 amino acids)
Source: RefSeq, a predicted model, not a curated record